Messenger RNA from Pangasianodon hypophthalmus (striped catfish), 4076 nucleotides. RefSeq names its product rho GTPase-activating protein 42 (gene arhgap42b). Gene Ontology annotation, biological process: signal transduction. NCBI's taxonomy places the organism in Eukaryota, Metazoa, Chordata, Actinopteri, Siluriformes, Pangasiidae. Gene Ontology annotation, cellular component: cytoplasm. Gene Ontology annotation, molecular function: protein binding; GTPase activator activity. The record is from RefSeq and is a predicted model, not a curated record. Bases 309 to 2879 code for a protein of 856 amino acids. The transcript has 25 exons.
ACACACACACACACACACACACACACUGGAGUUUGUAGAGCAGCCAGCAGGAGUCUCAGUGUCUCAGGAUAACGGAGCAGUUUGCAGUAAAGCGGAGAGAAAAGUUAAGUUGAGGCCGGAAGUGGAGCUGAGCAGAGGGAAAGGCGGAGAGGAGAGGAGAGAGAGAGAGAGAGGGAGAGAGAGAGGGAGAGAGAGAGAGAGGGAGAGAGAGAGAGAGAGAGAGAGAGGAUGGUGGAGAUGAAGUCUGUAACGCGGAAUUAGCGCUGUGUCUCAGUGAAGUGGUGCAGUAGGAGGUCAGAGCAGUGAAAAUGGGAUUACCGACUCUGGAGUUCAGUGACUCGGUUCUGGACAGUCCGGCCUUCAGAGACACACUGAAGAACCACGAGCUCGAGCUGGAGAACACCAACAAGUUCAUCAAGGAGCUCAUCAAGGACGGGAACGCGCUUAUAGGCGCACUGAGAAAUCUGUCUGAAUCUGUGCUGAAGUUUGCUCAGUCUCUGCAGGAGUUUCAGUUCGAGUGCAUCGGUGAUGCUGAGACCGACGACGAGGUAAACAUCGCUCAGUCUUUUAAAGAAUUCUCACAGCUGCUGAACACAGUGGAGGAGGAGAGACGCCGCCUCAUCCAGAAUGCUGACGACGUGCUCAUCACACCGUUGGAGAAAUUCCGUACGGAGCAGAUCGGAGCGGCUAAAGAAGGAAGGAAGAAGUUCAUCAAAGAGAGUGAGAAGUACUACUCAUCCCUGGAGAAACAUCUCAACCUGUCUUCAAAGAAGAAGGAGUCGUUGCUCCAGGAGGCUGAUGCUCAGAUCGAUAAAGAGAGGCUGCUGUUCUAUGACGCCUCACUCGAGUAUGUCUUCAAAAUCCAGGAAGUGCAGGAGAAGAAGAAGUUUGAGUUUGUCGAGCCGCUCCUGGCCUUCCUACAGGGUUUAUUCACUUUCUACCACGAAGGAUAUGAACUGGCUCAAGAGUUCGAACCUUAUAAACAACAGCUCCAGUUCAACCUGCAGAAUACUCGGAACAACUUCCUGAGCACUAAGCAGGAGGUGGAGAAACUGAUGAACAGAGUGAGAUCUGCGGAUCAGGACCAGAAACCACCAGGACAGUGGACCAUGGAGGGCUACCUGUACAUCCAGGAAAAACGACCUCUGGGCUGUGCCUGGACACGACAUUACUGCACUUAUGAUAAAGCGAGUAAGACCUUCACCGUGACCAACACCGAGACCAAGACCACCAACAAGCAGAGUGACGUGGUGUUAAACCCACCUGAAGUGUUCAAGCUGAAGUCGUGCAUCAGGAGAAAAACAGACUCCAUCGACAAGCGCUUCUGUUUCGACGUGGAGGUGGUAGAGAGAAACGCUGUGUGUCGUGGAACUCUUUUCAGACCCCUGCAGUUUUUCUGUAAAGUUCGACAUGGUAUCAUCACCUUGCAGGCUCUGUCUGAAUCUAACAGGAGGAUGUGGCUGGAAGCGAUGGACGGCAAAGAGCCAAUCUACAACCUGCCUGCAGUCCUGAGCAAGAAAGACGAGACUCAUCUGAACGAAGCCGGCUUUAACUUUGUGAAGAAGUGUGUGAGCGUGGUCGAGGCGAGAGGCAUUAACACGAUGGGACUUUACCGUAUCGGAGGAGUGAACUCUAAAGUGCAGAAACUGAUGAACACCGUCUUCUCACCGAAAGCUCCAGCAGACGUGGACCUGGACCCUGAAAUCUGGGAUAAUAAAACCAUCACCAGCGGCCUGAAAAAUUACCUCAGGUGUCUCACUGAGCCGCUCAUGACCUACAGACUCCAUGCGGAUUUCAUCACUGCUGUCAAAUCAGAUGAUCAGAAUUACAGAGUGUGUGCUGUACACGCGCUGGUCCAUAAACUGCCUGAAAAAAAUAAGGAAAUGCUGCAGAUUCUCAUAAAACACCUUCUUAUUGUUUCCUCCCACAGUAAGACCAACAUGAUGACGGUGUCGAACCUGGGCGUGAUCUUCGGUCCCACACUGAUGCGCUCUCAGGAGGAGACGGUGGCUGCCAUGAUGAACAUCAAGUUCCAGAACGUGGUGGUGGAGAUUCUGAUCGAGAACUUUGAGAAGAUCUUCCACCAGACUCCAGACCCCAACGUUCCCCUGGCGCAGCUUCACACUCGGCCGGAGUCACGCAGGAACAGAGCCAUCUGUCUCUCCACAGGAGCUCGCAAACCCAAACCCCCGUACACACACUCGCUGUGUGUCGCUGACGCAGACAGUGACACAUUCAGCAGCAGCUCCUGCAGCACUGCGAUGGGCAGCAUGGAGUCGCUCUCGUCUCACUCGUCAGAGCAGAACGUGUCCAAACGGAGCUCCUGCGCUCUGCAUAAAGAGAAGCCGUCGUUCCCGUCGUCUCUGUCCUCCAGCGGGCCCCGGGGCCGGGACUCGGGCUCCAGAGAGGACGCGGGGCGGGCGGAUGGAGACUCGGAGGACUCGUACAGCUCGCCUGCUCUGAGGAAAUCUCACAGAAAUGUCACACAGAGCUGCGGAGCUGCGCUGAGAUCAGACCGAUCUGUCCAAUCACUCCACAGCACCGACGAGAAACAGACUGAUGGCGUCCUGCGUCCCGACCUGCCGCCCAAAAUGCCCCAGCGCCAGCGUCAGGACAUCGGCUCUAGCAGCGGCUACCAGAGACCAGUCUCAGUAGUGGCGGCGAGAGCGCUGAUGUUCGAAAGUCCCUCGCCGUCGACACAAACGGGACGAGACGCGAAGGCGAUAUACUCCUGUGAGGCGGAGCAUAGCAAUGAGCUGAGUUUCCCCCAGGGGGCGCACUUCUCGAACGUGUACCCUUCAGUGGAACCCGGCUGGCUCCAGGCCACGUACGAGGGCAAAACAGGACUCGUUCCCAAAAACUAUGUGGUUUUCCUCUGAGCCCACACACGGAGACGUCAUCGAGCAUUUCCUGCUGGAGCAGAGAUUGUGUAGCGGUCAUACUUGGCUGUAACACUCGGUGUCUGUGCAGUGAAGAGCUGUAUAAACUGUUCUGCUGUCCUUCAGCCUCAUGAUGGUUUUAGCAUAAAAAAAUCUUACAGCAUUAUAAAGUUUUAUAACCUUUUAUUCACCUGUAGUGCUUUUUUACCUUUUUUUAAUCUGUAAUGAAAGAUUGUGCCUUGUUGAAUCUGGUAAUAAGUAGGUUUUAUAACUGUUUCAUCUUUACAAAAAAAAAAAACAAGAAAUUUAAGUGAAUGCAGAUCUGCUGACCUUCACACGUGUUGCGUAGCUGUUCGCCGUUUUAACGUCAGAGUGCGCUGCUACGAGUUAUCACUCAAAAAUAAAAGUCAAAUAAAAACAGCAGAUGAGUCAGUCGACGUAUGAAUCUGGAAUGAUUGACAGCUGCGUAGGUGUUUUGAACUCUCUGAUAUUACCUGUCCCUCUGGAAGCCCCGCCCCCUUCCUCCAUCUCACCUUAGUAAUCUCUCGUCUCGUAUUGAUUUUCCCGAUGGAGAGAUACGCAGACGCAAAGUCCUCACUUUCUGUCACGGGAAACAGAAAUUAAACCUAACAGUGUGUGUUCCACUCAGCUAAGAUUACACACAGAUUUACUGAACAUCAGAUAAAUCGAUUUAUUAGCAUCAGAAACAUUUUCAAACAUCUUCAUCUGAACUGAAACAGACGAGCAGCUGCGUGUACACACACUCCAGUCUCCACUUUACUGUAAACUUUACUGUUUCAAUGAGAUUGAAAAUAUGCUGCGUUUUCACUCCUUCAUUAUUCCUCUUCAGAGUGACUGUGUCUGUGAAUGUAGCAUGAAAUGUUAAAAGUAUAAAAGGAGCUGUUUUCCUGUUUUUUUAACAGUAUGAUUUAUAAUUUUAGUUAUUUUUUAUAUUUAGAGUCAUGUUUUUUCCUGCACUGUGGAAGAACCCAUUCUGAUAUACAUGAUGAAGUAUAUUUCUGUUCUUUCCUGUGGUUUUUUUGUCACAGAUAUUGAUAAUAUUGCUGUAACCUGUAAGAAAAAUGCACGUGACCUUGUUGCUGUUAUUCACGCAGUCUUUAAUCAGGUGUUUUACUGUAACUGAACAGGUGAAGUGAUUGAACUGAAGAAUGUUGUAUCACUGUUUUAGAUUAGUUU